AUGAUAACUCCUCAAGAAUAACUUGAUAUAAGUAAGCUAUUUACCAUAUAAAGUUAUAAAAAAGAUUACAAAAUCCUUAUUAGGAAAAUCUUAAACAACCAUUAGAACUUUAGGAAAAACAUUCAGAGGGUUUGAGUCAUUUGAUAAAAAUAAUAAAAUUGAUAAAGAUGAAUUUCUAAUUGGUUUAAAGCAAAAUGGAGUAGUCUUAACAAAAUUUUAAACUGAUGUAAUUCUUAUUUACAUUUUAGUUUUUAUUAAAUUAUCUUGAUAGAAACAGAGAUGGAUCAAUAGAUAUUGCUGAAUUUUUUUAUUUAAUAAGAGUAAAAGAUAAAUUGAUAAAUAGGGAUCUCCAAAUGAAAAUAGGCUUUAAGUGAUAGUCUAGGCAUUCAAAAAAUUUGAUAAAGAUAAUUUGGGUUAUAUUGUGGCUGAUGAUUUCAAGGGAAUUUUCAAUGCAAAAAAUCAUCCUAAAGUUACAAGAGGAGAACUGACUGAAGAUUAAGCUUAUAUUGAGUUAUUAUAAUAUUUUAAGGAAGGAAAUAAAUCCGGUCGCAUCACUUUAGAUGUAUUAAUAAAAUAUCAAAUAUAGGAAUGGAAAGAAUACUAUGCUGCAGUCAGUGCUGAUAUUGAAUUAGAUGAUAAUUUUAUAGCAUUAAUCAAAGAAACAUGGAGACUAAAAUGAUUUAUUU
Molecule: messenger RNA, 686 nt
Organism: Paramecium octaurelia
Lineage: Eukaryota; Ciliophora; Oligohymenophorea; Peniculida; Parameciidae
Source: the annotation of a GenBank genome assembly